AUGACCUCUUUUGAAGAGGCUGAAACUGAAGAAACAGUAACAUGUCUCCACAUGACCUUUUAUCAUCCUUGCCAAAACGACAAGAUGAUGUUUCGUUGCUUGAAUUUCUGUCAGCGAGAACAGGUCAGGGCAGAUGACAUGGCCAAGUUUGGCCGCGAUUCUACUAUCUGCCAUUAUAACUUAAUGGAUACUCGUGUUUCUCGGAUUCAGUUUUCAUUGCAGUUUUACAGAAAACUCAACAGCUCAGAAUUUUGUUUUGAGAUAAAGAACAUGAGCAAGAGAACAAAACUGAUGGUGGACCAAACAGAACUGGGUUACUUAAACAAAAUCGACCUGCCAUGGAAGUGCAUCAUUUGUUUUGGGGACUACCAGAUUUUAGCAGAGAUUCAAGAAGGAGAGUCCGUGGAUUAUUUUGAGACUCACUUACACUUGGCUGAAAGGCCAAUCUUACAAGAAAGAUGCCUGCCAUCGCUGCAGCCUACACCCGAGAAGGGCGUUUCUUCCUUGUUUCUUUCCCAAUGUAAAAGCCCCAUAGAGAUUGAUGAAAACGAGUCGUGCUAG
Molecule: messenger RNA, 561 nt
Organism: Balearica regulorum gibbericeps (East African grey crowned-crane)
Lineage: Eukaryota; Metazoa; Chordata; Aves; Gruiformes; Gruidae
Source: RefSeq, a predicted model, not a curated record